This is a messenger RNA of Trematomus bernacchii (emerald rockcod), 2693 nucleotides long. It is a transcript of the gene lgals3a, whose product is annotated as lectin, galactoside binding soluble 3a. The transcript is spliced from 6 exons. Gene Ontology annotation, cellular component: nucleus; immunological synapse. Gene Ontology annotation, molecular function: laminin binding; carbohydrate binding; IgE binding. Lineage: Eukaryota; Metazoa; Chordata; Actinopteri; Perciformes; Nototheniidae. Gene Ontology annotation, biological process: positive chemotaxis; macrophage chemotaxis; neutrophil chemotaxis. The coding region runs from base 185 to 1552 and encodes 455 amino acids. The record is from RefSeq and is a predicted model, not a curated record.
AUACGUCAUCACCGUGUGCGCGCUUCCUGCUCCAGAGUUGUAGUUGUGAGAGCAGAGCUGACGUUAGCUUGUAGUUUUCUGCCUCGGGAGGCUAAAUUAGCAGGCUAACUGAGUCCCAACAGCUGCACUAAUCCUCCCUGUUUACCCACACAGCACCUGAGAGGAGUCCAUCUUCUGAGAGAUCAUGGCAGAUUUCUCGCUGACAGACGCGUUGGCAGACGACACUCCGAGCAAAGCGAAGAACAUGGGAAACACCAACCCGUCGGCUCCGGCAGGGAACCAUCAACCUCCUGCUAACCCGGGGUGGCCCGGCUCGGCCCCCGGAGCCCCCACCCAGCCCUCUGCCCCAGGGGGUUAUCCCGCUGGAUCCUCUGGUCCAGGGGGUUAUCCCGCUGGAGCUCCAGGUCCAGGGGGUUAUCCCGCUGGAGCUCCAGGUCCAGGGGGUUAUCCCGCUGGAGCUCCAGGUCCAGGGGGUUAUCCCGCUGGAGCUCCAGGUCCAGGGGGUUAUCCCGCUGGAGCUCCAGGUCCAGGGGGUUAUCCCGCUGGAGCUCCAGGUCCAGGGGGAUACCCUGCUGGAUCCUCCGGGCCGGGGGCCCCGGGGCAGUUCCCAUAUCAGUCUGGUGGCCCCGGAGCACCAGGGCAGUACCCGGGACCCCCUUCUGCCCCUGGAGGCUUCCACCCCGGGCCUGGGAUCCCCGGACAGUACCCCCCUGCACCUGGAGCUCCAGGACAGUUCCCUUCUAGCCCUGGAGCCCCGGGCCAGUUUCCCGGGCAGUUCCCCCCUCAGUACCCCGGGCAUUAUCCCCCUGAAGGAGCUCCAGGACAGCUCCCCGGAGGCCCUGCCCCUUACCCAGCCGGACCCUUUCCCUCUGGCCCCGGAGCCCCCCCUGGUCCAUAUCAAAAUCUGCCGCCUUAUCCUGGAUGUCAGCCCGGAGGAAACGGGAUGUACGGGCCGGGGGGUCCGGGUGCAUUCCCCCCCGCAGCCGGCCCUGGAGCUUUCCCAGGAUUCCCUGCUGGAGGCUUCCCUCCCAUGCCCACCGGGUCCUGGGGCCCCCCUGCAGCCGGAGGAUACCCUGCGGCCCCCGGCGGCUUCGGCCCCGGCCCCGGACCCAUGGGUCCAUACGGGGGUCCACCCGCUCCAGGAGGCAUGAUGAUGCCGUAUGAUCUUCCUCUUCACUCUGGAAUAUUACCACAACUCGUCAUCACGAUAGAAGCAGAGCCUGUUCCCGGUGCAGAAAGGUUCCAGGUUGACUUCAUUAAAGGUUCAGACGUCGUCUUUCACUUCAAUCCUCGAUUUUCCGAGCAAACCAUCAUCAGAAACUCCAACUUGGGGGGGUGUUGGGGCCCGGAGGAGCGGGACGGACACUUCCCCUUCGGACAGGGCCGCCGCUUCGAGCUGAAGAUCCUGGUGGACGAGGACUGCUUUAAGGUGGCGGUGGACGGCUCCCACCUGCUGGAGUUCGAGCACAGAGUGGGGGGCAUGGAGGAGGUGACCCUGCUGAGGGUGCAGGGGGACAUGGUGCUCCACAGCGUGGCCCCCAACAUGAUCUGACCCCAGAGCUGCUACACACUCGCUGCUCCGGAGACCUGCACACACCCUUCCUCUGACGGAGGCUUCAUAAGAUUCAGAGAAGUGCUCACCUGGCACUCGGUCGUUAGGCAGAUUAACGCAGGUCUACACAUGUUGUCCUCCCUUUUUUUUUUUGCUGGAUGAUAGGAAUUUUUAGUUUUUCUGCAACUCACAAUCAGAUAUAUUUUAUGACUUAACAAUAGUAAAGUAGUGAAUAUAAAACAGGCUGUCUAAACGGACAGUUCACUCACUUAUAGUGCUAUUUAUCAAUUUAGAUUAGUUUUAGUGUGAGUGGUUGAGAUCCGAGGGAAUGUACGCUCUGUUAUGCCUUUUGGUGUUUUCCCUCUCCUGAAGUGUGGUCUAUGGUUUGUGUGCAUGUAAGAUCAAAAUCAGGUCUGAGUUUAUCGUAGUGGUUCUCAAAGCGUUAAAAAAAAUAAAAGAAUUCAAAACUCAACAGCUAUGCCUCUUUCCAAAAAGUCAUUACUGUUAACAAAUAUAACCCUCAGAUUAUGUGAGCCGUUUCAUGGCGGGAUCAUUUUAUUUCUAACGUCUCACUACGCAGAAAGAAGCAUGUGCGAAAGAAAAUAGUUCCUCCUGUGACUGAAAUCUUCAAUUCUCUGCAACUCACACUUUAACUUUCUAGAUUUGGAUGAUAAGCACUGAAGUUAGUCGAGAAAUGUUUAUAAUUUUGCCGUGAACUUUCCCUUUUAGAAAUACUAACUUAUACCUAAUAAAGAAAUAGCUGGAUAUUACCAAUAGUUUGCUGUAUUUUGGAUCUGGAUCAGCCUUUUAAUGCAUGAGUGUGAACCUGAAACCUUUCCCCUCUUUACAUUCAGCAGGUCAAUAAUGAAGUUUAUUCAAAUAUAUUUAUACUCUGCUUUCCUCACUAUUAAUCCUCCCGAGGUCAAGGUUUUACGAAUGAUUGAUUUCAUGUUGAAGUCUUAAAAAGCGAGCCUCAAAUUAAUGUUGCCAAAGAUAAAGGUGGAACAAUAUUUUGAGAUAAUGUAUGCUAAUAAAAAUAAAGGGCAACAAAUAAAAAAGGACUGACUGUUUGAUUCAGAGUAUUGUACACUCUUCAUGAGCUUCUUGCCUGUGCACUUAAUAAAUAAUACUUUCCCUGUUA